AUGGGGAACCUUUAUCAGUGUUUCCUGGUUCAGAUUGCCAAGCUGAGGCAGCAGCUCCAGCGGAGUAAGCACAGCAGCCGUCACCACAGAGACAAGGAACGCAAAUCACCAUUCAAUGGGAACCAUGCUGCUCUCCACCAGGCCCCAAUCCCAAAGACUGUCCUGAUUCCCAUCAAGUCCUCUGUGUCUCGGUUCCGGAACAGUGUGGAAGGGCUGAACCAAGAAAUAGAGAGGAUCAUCAUCUGUGACGCAGGAGACGAGCUACACCCCCACCGUGUCCCCGCGGACGCCGCGCGCCCCCACCGCUGUCCCAACGCCCCUCCUCCCCUUCAAUCAUAUCCCAGUGCUACAGUAGCUCCGCUUUCCGCAGCAUCAACACCCAGACACCCCAGGGUGGGAGAGGGGCCAGUGGAGGUGCGUGUCAGUAGCCACAGUAACCGCUCCGAGUCCGUCUCCCCCUCCUUCCUGACCGUUCCCACUGACACGGAGACGACGGGGGAGAGAGGGGAGACGGAGUGGGAGAGAAGCCCCUUGCCAAUGAUGAUGAACCUCGGGCCCAGCUCUCCGCUCCCUAAAUACGCCUCCUCUCCUAAACCCAACAACAGCUACAUGUUCAAACGAGAGCCUCCUGAGGGCUGCGAGAGAGUCAAGGUCUUCACCGAGGAAACACAGUCAGUCCUCAACCUCCCAGCAGGGUCCCCUCAGUUCACUCACGGUCCAGACAGGAACAAGGUCAACUUCAUCCCCAACAGUGGCUCGGCCUUCUGCCUCGUCAGCAUCUCAAGCCCUCCUCCCACGACCACGCAGGAACUAAACCUCAAGCCCCUCCUCCCCACGACCACGCAGGAACUAAACCUCAAGCCCCUCCUCCCCCACGACCACGCAGGAACUAAACCUCAAGCCCUCCUCCCCACGACCACGCAGGAACUAAACCUCAAGCCCCUCCUCCCCACCGACCAACGCAGGAACUAA
Salvelinus sp. IW2-2015 is the source of this 972-nucleotide messenger RNA. The record is from RefSeq and is a predicted model, not a curated record. Lineage: Eukaryota; Metazoa; Chordata; Actinopteri; Salmoniformes; Salmonidae.